Messenger RNA from Ilex paraguariensis (yerba mate), 1241 nucleotides. Lineage: Eukaryota; Viridiplantae; Streptophyta; Magnoliopsida; Aquifoliales; Aquifoliaceae. The record is from the annotation of a GenBank genome assembly.
GAGAAAUUAGCAGUAGUGUUCCCUAAACCCAAACCCUAAUAACAUCAAUCACCUCCUCCAUUUACAGUUUAAGUCCCACACCUGUACCUUUUCCCUCCUCUCUCUCUCUCUCUGAGAUACACAGACACCCAUUUUUCGGACUACAUGAAACCUUAGUUAUUGAUUCAGAAACAGAGACAUGGGGAAGUACAUGAGAAAAGCUAAAAUCAGUGGCGACGUUGCCGUCAUGGAGGUCUCUCAGUCCUCUUUCGGCGUUCGAACCAGAGCCAAAACCCUAGCUCUUCAAAGGCUCCACUCAACGACAAGCAGAGCCCAAUCACCACCUCCCCAACACCCAGAAUCAUGUUAUCUUCAGCUUCGCUCUAGGAGGCUCGAAAAGCCUCCGUUGCUCAGCGACAUACGAAAACAACACCAAGAACAACAAAAAUUGCCACCAAAAGAGGGUAGUUGUAGACGAAGCCCUGAAAACAAUAGUGGUGAAAACCUUGAUUCUAGGGCGAGUUCUUGUGUGAGGAUGAGUGUUAUGAAAUCGGGUUCUGUUGGCUCGGUAUCAAUUAGCUGUUGCGAGAAAGAUUUGGGUAGAACCACUGUUAUUGCUGGCAAAGGAGAUGAAACAGAGGAUGACUGUGAUUUUGGCGUUGAGGCUUCUUUUGGAGAGAACAAUUUGGAGUUUGAAGCACGAGAAAGGAGCACUAGGGAAAGCACACCUUGUAGCUUGAUGAGGGACUUGGACAGCAUUGCCACCCCUGGUUCUACUACGAGACCGACCAGGGCUACAACAGCUAAUCGAAGAAUUAGGACUGCCAUGCAAACAAUCGUUCCUACAAUGCAUGAGAUAGAAGAAUUCUUCAGCUGUGUGGAGCAGCAGCAACAGAAUUUUUUUAUGGAGAAGUACAACUUUGAUGUCUUAAAUGAUUUACCCCUCCCAGGACGCUACGAAUGGGUGAAAGUGAAUCCAUAAGCAGGAUACAUGCCAUUGUGGGUUUCUCUUUCCUGCAACUCCUCCAUUGAAAUGUGUUGUGAAUUUUGAAGCCAAGGGGCUGGGUUUAGUGGGGGUGACUCAUUUGUACCACCCUUUCUUAGUCAAUGUAAAAAGUAGUUAUGAAAGAUGUGUAAUUUAAAGUACUGUUAACAUAACAGAGCUGACUAAUUACACACUAAUCAACUAGGAUUGGAAUGGGAAGAAAAGUUACUCUAUCACUGUAACAUGCAAUGGCUGAUAAUGAAUUACCAAAUUCUCG